This is a messenger RNA of Hypoxylon fragiforme, 969 nucleotides long. RefSeq lists its product as uncharacterized. The record is from RefSeq and is a predicted model, not a curated record. NCBI's taxonomy places the organism in Eukaryota, Fungi, Ascomycota, Sordariomycetes, Xylariales, Hypoxylaceae. Bases 1 to 969 code for a protein of 322 amino acids. The transcript has 2 exons.
AUGGACGUGUUCGGAUCACUAGAAAUGUCUCGAAAUGUCUCUACGCUUAGUUCGUCACGCGUAGUCUCAGCCCUACCAUCUCCAGAUAAAGGAAUGAGCCCAAGACUUAGUCCUACGCUGGAGGAAUCCGGUCUUUCGCCAAAAUUAAAGCCCCAAGACCAAAGGCGUUCAGUGUCCGAGCCAGUCAGUCCCAGGGCAUCUUUCAGUACCGUCAGAUCUUCGAUGAGCCAUUAUCGAGAUGGGACGAUAACCUGCUUUCCAAGGCUUCUCUCCAGAACGAGUACGAGCGACUGGCUAACCCCACUGGGCCUAUUAAGUGACCCUCACACGUCCCAACAAAAAGGAACGGCGUCAGAUCUUUAUGCACGUGGCAUUGAUGCACACAGCGGCGUGGAUACUCCCAAGCACUUAGAUAUGUUAGAAGAGUCGCCGAGUGAAACACCAGGACCCAUCAAGAGCUUCCCUUCACAAGUCAUCCCUCUACAGUGGCCCCGGAAAUUAGACGAAGGGCCCCCGGUAUCUAGCAACAGAACAGGUAGCGCAAUCGGUGUUUCUUCGCAUCGCCGAAAAAGUACAAUCAAGCCAAUGGAGGCGCGGAAUUUGGAUUCCGGCCACAGUCUUUUAGACCAAUUGCGCCGGUACAGCUUCAUGCCUUUAUCGGAUCAUACGCCAGAGAGCAUUCGUGAAGCAUUACCUCCAGCUAGAACACCGGCUGAUAUACCACUGCUGGAAGAAGGAGGCAGAAAGCGGUCCUCUCAAGAAUUACUGCAAGAUAUCCUGGACAGAAAACUAGCGUCUGAUAGGACAUCACAGAAGUCAUCGCGAAAAUCGUCACGAAGAAACUCGCGAGCAUAUGCACCAGAGCGGCGCAAGAAGACGGGUUCGAAAGCAACACAGCCAGGGGGGAGGAGCGGGCCAGGCCGUAUGUCCUGCUCGGAAGACCAGACACCGCACAUCUGUCCUACAUAG